Xiphophorus couchianus (Monterrey platyfish) is the source of this 981-nucleotide messenger RNA. RefSeq names its product trypsin-4-like. The record is from RefSeq and is a predicted model, not a curated record. Gene Ontology annotation, molecular function: serine-type endopeptidase activity. Lineage: Eukaryota; Metazoa; Chordata; Actinopteri; Cyprinodontiformes; Poeciliidae. Gene Ontology annotation, biological process: proteolysis. Bases 33 to 785 code for a protein of 250 amino acids. The transcript has 6 exons.
ACUGCAGACAUUCACAGGAAGCUGGACCAGCAAUGGCUCUGCUGAAGGUUCUGCUGCUGCUGCUGCUGGGGCUGGGUGUUACAGUGAACUCAGAUGUUUCUCUGCAGAAGAGAAUCAUUGGAGGUCAAAACUGUCCUGACACGGAGCGUCUUUAUCACGUUCGGGUGGAGAGCAGCAAUGGUACUCAUAUGAAGCGCUGUGGAGGAUCUCUGAUCCACCCUGAGUGGAUCCUGACUGCAGCUCACUGCUGGAAGUUGGAGCCAGGAUGGAUUACUGUUGCAAUGCUAAAAGUUCAUCCACGGACUGCUGGGCGGCAGAGCCAGGUAAUCCAACGUCCUAUGAUGUACAACUUCCAGCAUGACAUCUUUUUGCUGAGACUUGAGACACCAGUAACAGAUGUCCCACUUGCUCGGCUACCAGACUGCAGUUAUCGGCUUAAAGUAGGCGAUGUUGUUCAACUGGCAGGAGAGGGAGCAACAACAGUCAGCCACCGUAAAUUGCGAUUAAUCGGUGCUGCUAUUCCAGCACAUCUUCAGUGUGUCGACAUGAGAGUUGAUCAGGUUUCCCAAUUCCAUGAGGCAUUUGGGAAUUUAUUCCAUGUUAAAGCACCGAACAAGGAUGUAUGCUAUGGCGACACUGGUGGAGCAGCGAUGUACAACGACAUGAUUUAUGGUGUGAUUUCUUUUGUUGAAGCAAACUCUGCAUGUCAGGAACCAGCUAUGAUCUUGGAUGUGUGUGAAUACCUGUGGUGGAUAAAAGCAGCACUGGGAUUCAAUAAAACAUAAACUAUCAUGAAAUAAAAUUCUCAUCAAAUUUCCUCUCACAUAUAAUUUUAUAGUUGUAUCUUCAUCAGUUUGAUCCACAUGUUUGUAGAAUUAGAAUAAAUUAAUUGUUUUGUGUUUGUCUCACCUGAUCUUGACCUCCCUAAUGGAGCUUUCUCUGCCUCAGAAAUGAAAAAUAAAUCAAUAAAUGCAUGAAAAA